AUGGCCAUUAAGGUGGAUCUUAAAAAGGCUUAUGAUUCAGUCAGUUGGAAUUUUUUGCACCAGAGUAUGAAGCUGUAUGGUUUUACUGAGAGAUGGUAUGAUUUGCUCAUUGUGGUUAAGGCAGACAUUUUUACUGCUAAAUCUAUUGAUAGGGUGUUUCAAAAGUUUCAUGAAGUGUCAGGUCUGGCUAUGAAUAAGGAGAAGAGUGCUGUUAUUUUUUCAAAGUCUGCGAGGAGUAAAAGGAGAUUACUUCAGGUUUUGCAGGUGAAAGUGGAGUCCUUUCUUAUUAAAUAUUUGGGGAUUCCAUUAGUUAACAUAGGCUUAAGAAGUGUUGAUUGUAAGGAGAUUUUUGAUAAAGCUACUGCUAGAUUGGAGCAUUGGAAUAUAAUUAUUCUUUCUCUUGCGGGGAGAAUAGAACUUCUCAGGUCUGUUCUAUAUUCUUUUCUACUAGAUGCUAAUAAGAUGUCACAAUUAAAAUGGAGUCAAGUAACAUUACUAUACGCAGAAGGAGGGUUUAAUCUUUGUAGGAUUAUUGAUGUUGAUUUUGCAGCUAAAGCUGUUAUUUGUUGGGAUUUUGUGAAGAAUUAG
Molecule: messenger RNA, 588 nt
Organism: Cornus florida
Lineage: Eukaryota; Viridiplantae; Streptophyta; Magnoliopsida; Cornales; Cornaceae
Exons: 2
Coding region: 1-588 (195 amino acids)
Source: RefSeq, a predicted model, not a curated record